This is a messenger RNA of Dromaius novaehollandiae (emu), 4428 nucleotides long. RefSeq names its product villin like (gene VILL). The record is from RefSeq and is a predicted model, not a curated record. Bases 675 to 3266 code for a protein of 863 amino acids. Gene Ontology annotation, biological process: barbed-end actin filament capping; actin polymerization or depolymerization; cytoskeleton organization. Lineage: Eukaryota; Metazoa; Chordata; Aves; Casuariiformes; Dromaiidae. The transcript has 21 exons. Gene Ontology annotation, cellular component: actin cytoskeleton; cytoplasm. Gene Ontology annotation, molecular function: actin filament binding; phosphatidylinositol-4,5-bisphosphate binding.
UCUGGGUCACAGGGAGCACGGGAGCUGGUUGUCCCACCUCAGACAAGCUGCAUUUCAGCAGCUGGCUGCUAGAUCUUCCCCCUUUGAAGUCAGGGACUGGAGCUGGGACUCCUGGGCCCAACUUUUAAUGUAGCUCUGAACGUCGCUGUGCCUCACUUUGUCCAACAGAGAGGGAGAAAAGGGGAAAAAACUCUCCUGCUCUUUUAAAUCUAGACCAAACAGGUUUCUAAUUAAAGCAGCCCUUAUUCAUUAGUGCUCCAUGAAGGAAGAGAGCUGGUGGAUACUGGAUGCGAAGAGUGAGUUGGUUGAAACUCUCUGGUACUGGCUCCCUCUUUGUCCCUCUGCGAGCCUGGGAAUGGGUGUGAUCUCCGAGUAGGAGUGUCUCUGCAGUUAAGUAGAGGAUUGAAUUACCGAACGCUGCUGUUCCCUAGCUGACAAGGUAGCAGAACAGCAAACAAAAGUGCCUUGAAACUAGCUCGCCAAAGGAGAGAGAAGGCUGUGAGUUUAGCAGGGGAGGAGAGACCUGCGAGGACACUGCGCACUUUCUGGUAAGGGACUUUUCAAAUGCCAUAUUGGAAAGAAAGGAAGGUCUUUUGGUUGAGGAUCUGAACUGAGCCACACUUCUGGAUUCAGUUCCUGGCAGCCACAGACUCCACAGGAGCUCAGGGGUCAAGAUGACAGAAGGUGACUCAAAUCUUCCAAUUAUCGAGAGAAAGCCGGGACUCCAGAUAUGGGGCAUAGAGAAUAUGAAGAUGGUUCCUGUUCCUGAAAAGGCUUAUGGGACUUUUUUUGAAGGGGACUGUUACAUAAUUCUACAUAACAAAAGAACCUCUCGUGGCUCCACUACAGACUUGCAUUACUGGAUUGGCAAGGAUUCAUCCCAGGAUGAACAAGGUGCUGUGGCUCUGUACAUCACCCAGAUAGAUGACGCGCUUGGGGGGAACCCCGUGCAGCACCGGGAAGUGCAAGGACACGAAUCUGAGACCUUCCAAAGCUAUUUCCGGAACGGCAUUAUCUACAAGAAGGGAGGAGUAGCUUCAGGAUUCAAGCAUGUGGAGACCAAUAUGUACAACAUCAAGCGUCUUCUUCAUGUCAAGGGGAAGAAGCACAUAUCGGCCACAGAGGUAGAGCUUUCCUGGAACAGUUUUAAUAAGGGUGAUGUUUUCCUGCUGGAUCUCGGGAAAGUGCUGAUUCAAUGGAAUGGACCCAAUUGCAGCAUUGCUGAGAAAUCUAGGGGCCUCGCAUUGGCUCGUAGCAUCAGGGACAGCGAAAGAGGCGGCCGUGCUCAAAUCGGCAUUAUCGACAACGAGAAGGACUCUCCAGACCUCAUGCAGAUCAUGAAGAUGGUGCUGGGUGAGAGGCGUGGGGAGCUCCGAGAUGCCAUCCCCGACACGAAAGCAGAUGAGCUGCAGAAAGCAAACGUCCGGCUCUACCAUGUCUACGAGAAGGACAAUGACUUGGUGGUACAGGAGAUAGCUACUAGGCCCCUGACGCAGGACCUGCUCCAGCACGAGGACUGCCACAUUUUAGAUCAAGGUGGUUUUAAAAUCUAUGUUUGGAGAGGAAAAUUAUCCAGCAAGGAAGAGAAGAAAACAGCCUUCAGCCGAGCUUUGGGUUUCAUCCAAGCCAAAGGCUAUCCUCCUUCCACCAACAUUGAAGUGAUAAACGAUGGAGCGGAGUCAGCCAUGUUUAAACAGCUCUUCCAGAAGUGGACGGAAAAGGAUGAAACGCAAGGGCUGGGCAAAGUCUACACUACUGGCAAAAUUGCCAAGGUGGAGCAGGUGAAGUUUGACACCACUCAGCUCCACGCCAGACCAGAGCUAGCUGCUGAGCAGAGAAUGGUGGAUGAUGCCUCUGGCGACGUAGAGGUGUGGAGGAUUGAGGACUUGCACAUGCAGCCGGUGGAUCGCAAGAAAUACGGGCAGUUCUAUGGGGGUGAUUGCUACUUGGUCCUGUACACCUACCUGAGAUCAGGCAGGCCUCACUAUGUCCUCUACAUGUGGCAGGGUCGCCAUGCCUCUGUGGAUGAAAUCACGGCCUGUGCCCUCAAUGCCGUGGAGCUGGACAAAAAGUACGGGGAUGAGGCUGUGCAGGUGCGCGUGACAAUGGGCAAGGAGCCAUCGCACUUCCUGGCGAUCUUCAAGGGCAAACUCAUCAUUUACGAGGGAGGCACGAGCCGGGGUCAGACAAGCACGCCCGAACCUGCGAUCCGCCUCUUCCAGGUGAGGGGCACGGACGAGAUGAACACCAAAGCCACGGAGGUGCCGGCCCGGGCCUCCUCUCUCAACUCUAACGAUGUCUUCCUGCUGAUGACCAGCCAAGUCUGCUACCUGUGGUGUGGGAAGGGCUGCAGUGGAGAUGAAAGAGAGAUGGCAAAGAUGGUUGCUGAUGUCGUCUCAAAACGGGACAAGCUGACUGUUUUGGAGGGACAAGAGCCAGCAGAGUUCUGGGAAGCCCUGGGAGGCAAAGCCCCUUAUGCCAGUGAAAAGAGGUUUCAAGAGCGGAACACCCACUACCAGCCUCGCCUCUUCGAGUGCUCCAACCAGACAGGACGCUUCAUCAUGACGGAGGUGGUGGGUUUUUGCCAGGAAGACUUGGAUGAAGAUGAUGUCAUGCUGCUAGACACUUGGGAAGAGAUUUUCCUUUGGGUCGGCAAAGCCUCCAACACACAGGAGAGGAACGAGGCAAUUGCCUCAGCUAAGGAGUAUCUCAAGACCCAUCCGGCAGGGAGAGACUUGGCAACUCCAAUAAUACUGGUGAAGCAGGGCUAUGAACCUCUCAACUUCACAGGGUGGUUCAACGCCUGGGACCCCUACAAAUGGAGCGAUGGCAAGUCCUAUGAGGAGAUGAAGAACAGCCUGGGAGACGUGUCGGCUCUAUCCGAGAUCACCGUGGAUCUUAACAACAUCAACCUGAACAAGAGAAACAUCAGCGUGAUCAACUCGACUGUUUCAAGUACAAAAAGAGCUUCCUCUGAGUAUAAAACACACUUCAACCACAGUGACAGCAACAGCAACAGCUACAGCAACAGCAGCAACUACAACAGCAGCCCUUCCCCAAUGCCCAACGGUGAAGGAAUUUACUCCCGAGAGGUGCUGAUCAACAAAACGGUGGAUGAACUUCCAGAAGGCGUGGAUCCUGCUAAGAAAGAGUACUACCUCUCUGACACCGAUUUCCACGAUAUCUUUGGGAAAUCCAAGCAUGAGUUCUACCAGAUGCCCAAAUGGAAGCAACAGAACGAGAAGAAGCAAUACGGACUCUUCUGAGACCACAGGGGCCAUCUGGCAUCUAAUGACUCUGGGACCAACCUCGAUCUCUUAGGAGCUGCAGGGAAGGAAUGCUGACAUUUGUCAAUGAACCCAACCUCAUCUCAAUCAGGCCAAGCCCCAGCGCAGUUAUUCCAGCAGACACUGUUCAGGGGAAGGCUCCUUUUCCUUGCAAACCUCAAAAACAAGUAGGCAAAAUUUUUUGUAGGCGUGACUUUGCAGGAUUGUCUUGCCUUUUGUGGACAUUCUAUUGCUGAUAGUCACAAAGACAAGUGUGUGUCACACAACCAUAGUGUAGCUUGUCCUCUCCUCUCCCCCUUGCAAAUUGCCACUUGCACAAGGUCAGGGUCUUCCUGAAAUUUAAAUUAGGAAAUUUAGGAAAUUAGAAAUUUAAAAUUAGGCAGGACCAGGGCUACUUUCAGCUGAUGUGUAAGUGCUGGGUCGGGAGAGGAGGGGAAAGCACUAGGGGGAUGGUGGGAAGCCUUGGGGUCAGGAAAAGAUACUGGAGUAGCCAGGCGCAUGAUGGUGUAGCCCAUGGAGUGAGACUCGCCAGUUCAGCCCCUUCUCGCCUUGCAGAAGAGAUAUUCACCACAGAAAAUCAGUUGCAGACUAAUGUGCACUACUUGAUGCAGGAAAAACAAAUGAGAAGCUGACUUGUAAAAACCCACAUAUUUAGAACAUAUUUAUUAGCUGAUUUAUUUCAAGAGGCUGAUGAGAUUUAGGGCUAGAUGCAGGAUUUUGAGUGUCAGAAAAGACCCUAUUUUUUUUUUCUUCCAUUGAGAUGGCAUCUCCAUUCUCACCUGGCCUCUCUGACCACAAGCAGGUGCAGGUGGGCAGGAGAGUCCAUCUGCCUACAGACCAGAAGCCUGGAGAAGCCAGGAGGUUUUGGGGGAUGACCAGAGGCAGAAUUUGUGCGAGUGCAGCUUUUGUCACGGAGCUCCAUCCCUGCGAUCUCUGUGGGGCUGAGAGGGCACGUUCCACAGCGUGAGCUCGAUCUGAUCAAGGGGGCGGGGGGCAAUACAAGUGAUCAGUGUUUAAGGGAUACAACUGUAAACAAAAGGGAAGAACACGUAUGUUUAAAGAAACCCAAAAGAUUUGGUUUUGCAGCUUUAUUCCAUUUCCAGCCUGAUCAGUGAUUUCAAAUAAACAGCCAACAGCAACA